AUGUCGCUGCGAGCAAGCGUGCAGAGUGGCGACCGCGUACUAGAAAAUGUAGGACUGGUUGGCUUCGGUCCGAUGGAGAUCGGGCUCAGUCGGCAAAGCUCGCGCACGUUCGGCUCAAUGGAAGUAAUUUACGCGCGCGGUGACGUCACAGCGAGACGUUCAGGGCGCUCGGUACGGGUGCACUCAGUACGAUAUGCGCGGAACGAUCUGACGCCGACGCGACGGGCCGCGGUCACCCGCGCUACCGCUCUCGGGCCAUGA
Molecule: messenger RNA, 261 nt
Organism: Arctia plantaginis
Lineage: Eukaryota; Metazoa; Arthropoda; Insecta; Lepidoptera; Erebidae
Source: the annotation of a GenBank genome assembly